UAGCUUAAAUUUGAAGCAGUUUUUGACAGUUUUUUUAGCGUAAAUUUGAAGCAGUAUAAAGUACUAUUUAUUCAACACUCAGCAGUGACCGAAUAGACCAAACUCUUCUUCUUCAUCUUCCUUCGGUUCCUACUUCCUACCAUUGCUAGUGCAAAAAUGUCACAAGAAAUUGUUCAUCAGCGCCCUUUGUUUGGGGGAAAAUUAUCAGCCAUGUUCCCUAACAGGUUCCAGGAUGUCAGCAAUAUUCGAGAAGUCCCGGAUCAUCAGGAGGUGUUUGCGGAUCCUAGUCGUGAUGAAAGCUUGAUAGUUGAGCUUUUAGAGUAUAAACCUGAUAUUGCUGAUAAUGAAAGUGCUACAUGGUUUCUUCAAGACCUUGCCAGCGAGCAGGAUGCUGAAGGAACUGUGGUUAUUGAGCAGUCAGGAGUUCUUGAAGCACCUGGUUUGAUGUAUAAUAAUAUACCGGCUGUUGUAACAACUGCAGUAGGUCAAAUGGCGAUUUCUAAGGGACGACAAGGAAGGGAAGCACAAAAUAUUGUCAAAGUUUAUUUGGCAAACUUGCGUAUUAAAGGAGUUGAUACUGAUGUACUAAUCACUGCAUAUGAGCCCAUUGUUAUCAACCCUUUUAGUGAAAGUGCGGACACGGUUGGUGCCGGCAUGGCUGUUCCUGCUGCACAAGCUGGAUGUAUGUCAAUGGAUGAGGUCUUUAAACAUGCUGUUACAAGCUUCAAGGUUUAUGACUGGAGUCUUUUUGUUGCAUCAAGACCCUAGGUGAUGUCUUAAGCAAGUUGAUGUUCAACUAUAUGGAGUUGAAAUCUUGGGAACUUUUAGAAUGAUCAUCAGUUUAGUGAAAUUUUGAACACAGGUGCAAUUUCCUUUUUUUUAGGUUUGGUCUUCCUCAUGGGUUUUUCCUUUGGGCAGAACUUUUUUUUUUCCUUCGUAUUUAUUAGUUCAUCAAAGUGUAGUUGGUAGGGGAUUUUCAGCUAGGAAAUGAGAAUGUUGGUCAGUUUUUCUCUUUAGGAGGUACUGGAUUAGAGUCUGUUCUGGUCCCUUAUGUAUGGUUCAUGGAUUAUUGAGUUUUAGCAAUAUAUAUUUUUAUAUCCAGUUAUAUUUAAA
Molecule: messenger RNA, 1113 nt
Organism: Trifolium pratense (red clover)
Lineage: Eukaryota; Viridiplantae; Streptophyta; Magnoliopsida; Fabales; Fabaceae
Product: ran guanine nucleotide release factor
Exons: 8
Coding region: 157-768 (203 amino acids)
Biological process (GO): protein import into nucleus
Cellular component (GO): nucleus
Molecular function (GO): small GTPase binding; guanyl-nucleotide exchange factor activity
Source: RefSeq, a predicted model, not a curated record